Molecule: messenger RNA, 5494 nt
Organism: Sus scrofa (pig)
Lineage: Eukaryota; Metazoa; Chordata; Mammalia; Artiodactyla; Suidae
Source: RefSeq, a predicted model, not a curated record
UAUCCUCAUGAAUAUUAGCCAGGUUCUUAACCGGCUGAGCCACAAUGGGAACUCCCCCCUUCCAUGUCUCUAAUUGCUUGCAUCCAUGCCCUUUUUUCUUCUAAGGAUUUCUCAUGCCAUCUGCUCCAUCAAUCCUACUCAUUCUAUUCUAAUUCCUCCAUCCUCUUUCACUCAUAUCAGGAUCAGUCAACACUUUGGUGUCUUUUUUUUCUUUUUUAGCUACUUUUUAUAUUUUAAUCACCAUCCUCCGUUUAUUCUUAUUAGCAUGAACCAGUCUACUCUUUUUUUUUCCCCUUGGCCUCUCCUGCAGCGUGCAUAAGUUCAAAGGCCAGGGUCAAACCUGUGUCACAGUAGGACCCAAGCAAUGGCAGUGACAAUGCUGGAUUCUUAACCUGCUAAACCACCAGGUAACUCUGAGACAUAUUUUAGUUUUCUGGAUCAAUUUUACCUUAAACAUGACUCCUGAUCUUGGCACAUGUGUUCUACCUGUUAUUCUGCUUGACUCUACUCGCUUCACAGCAGUUCCCUCUCCAAAGUUUACCCUUUAUUUAUUUAUUUAUUUUUUUGGUCUUUUUUUUGCCAUUUCUUUGGGCGCUCCCUCGCAUAUGGAGGUUCCCAGGCUAGGGGUUGAAUCGGAGCUGUAGCCACUGGCCUACGCCAGAGCCACAGCAACGAGGGAUCCAAGCCGCGUGUGCAACCCACACCACAGCUCACGGCAACGCCGGAUCGUUAACCCACUGAGCAAGGGCAGGGACCGAACCCGCAACCUCAUGGUUCCUAGUCGGAUUUGUUAACCACUGCGCCACAACGGGAACUCCAAAGUUUACCCUUUAGAAUAAGGAACUACUCUUCCUGAAAUGAUUUUUCCCCCUAUUUCUGGAGUCUUCUCUAAUAGGAGUUACUAGCUCCUAAGCAUUACUUCUCACGUCUGCUUACCAGUCCUCAUUCUCUGACAUGCUUUUACCUAAUUUCAACUCUAUUGGGAAAUGCUCGUGUGUCUUUUGGAGUUCAUGGGCUUUUCCUUGUCUGAAUGUCACAGAAACUGGAGUUUUCUGUUUUGUUUCCCACUUGUGACUUUUAAUUAUUUCCAAGAGGUGAAAGGGGUGGAAUUUAUAUGUAAGCUGUUGUACUGACCAUACUAAUGAAUUAUUUCCCCCUAACUGGGAGAGUCAGAGGUCAAAACCAAGACUGAGGAGGAAUUGCUAAAUGCUACAAAGAGAGAUGGAAAUUUGUGAAAGGAAACUAAAAAUGGAGCCAGUAUUGCUAACAGAGCUCUCUAAAACAGAGCUGGGUGGCCAUGGAAAAAGUAUGUCCUAUGUAUGCCUCAGCCCAGGUGUAAUCCCAACUUCCAAAAACUCAAGAUACUUAUUAGAACCUUACCCUAAAAUGACAGUGACAGGCUACCCUUACUGACAAAUAUUUCCUUUUCUACAGUUAGAGUCAAUCACAAUCCUUCUAGACAACUUUAGUAACUUUGUGGAGUUUGCCUUUAUAAACCCCUCUUUCUCUUCUGAAACACUCGGUUUUACCCAAAUCUGUUUCCGGAAUUGCAACACCUAAGAUGCUCAAUUAAACUCUUAUUUGUAGCCUUCUGCAUUUUCUUGGAAGAAAGAAAACAAGAUCCCUAAGGCAUCAGCGGGUAGAGAUCCACAGCCAUACAUGAACAGAGAUACGAUUUUAUAAAAAGACAAAUCUGAACCUACGUGUCAGACCAAUUGGUUUGCUUUUUGCUUCUUCAAAAGUCAAAUAAAACUGACGGUAGCAGAACAUACACCCUGCAGCAUCACUGUUUUCCAGAUGAAGAGAGUGGUAACUCAUCCAAUUUCAUCUAUGCCCUUAUAUACUGAGGCCAUCACCAGAGUCAAUACUGCUAUCCCCAACAAACACACUGCUGGAUGCUGCCAUCCCCCUCACCCCAUUCCAGCCUAGCCACUCUCCUUCAGUUUCCCUGGUGCACGUCGGGUCUCAGACUCCCGGCUUUCGGCUCCCCAAGCAGUACAGGUCCCACACCAUGUUAAUCCACACAGUAAGGCAAAAACGGCGAUUCAGCCAGUCCGGAAUAUUUUCAGCGUGAGCUACAACUCCUAGAAGAUCUUGGGCGCCAUUCCUUCACUGUGGGGUAAGCUCUGUGCAAAAAGCCAAGGCAAUCUUCUACUUGGACCGGGGCUUCACCCACUCUGACUCUAGCCUACAUUUCCCAAAAGCUCUUGUGGCUCUAAUCAACUUCCGGCGCGAAUCCAGUGAUCUUUUUCUGUUUCUCAGGGAACAUAUGUCUCCCCGGGAUUGGCCAGGCCCUUGCAAGAAGCUUGUUCCAGGGUGUGGGCACUGUAUCUCGAUUUCCAGGCUCCAGGAAGCGAUUCCGAGAGGGGAAAAGGGGUGUGGCCUGGCCCGGGCUGUGCGAUGGCGGAUAAUUUGAGGGCCGGGAGCCAUCUUGUCCGAGCGUAUCUGUCCGGACUACAUUUCCCAGAGGCCCCGAGGCGGCAUAGGGCCGCCUCUUCACUCGCCUGCAGGACCCUCGGCCUCCGGGGAAGGGGAAGGGCAAGCUCUGCUUUUCUCAGAGAGGUCCCCAGAGGAAGAAGGAGGAAUGGCUGUAGACCAAGCCAAAUACAAGGGGUCAGUGAUGUUCAGCGAUGUGUCUGUAGACUUCUCUCAAGAGGAGUGGGAAUUCCUGGACCCUGCCCAGAGGGACCUGUACAAGGACGUGAUGUUGGAGAAUUACAGCAAUCUGGUGUCAAUGGGACUUUGCAUGCCUAAGCCGCAAGUGAUCUCCUUAUUGGAACAAGGGAAAGAGCCCUGGAUGGUUGGCAGAGAGCUGACAAAAGGCCUGUGUUCAGAUCUGGAAUCAAUGUGUGAAACCAAGUUGUUAUCGCUAAAGAAGGAAGUUUAUGAAAUAGAAUCAUGCCAGAGGGAAAUAAUGGGACUUACCAAGCAUGGCCUUGAAUGCUCCACUUUUAGAGAUGUUUUGGAAUAUAGAAGCCACUUUGAAGGACAACUGGGAUAUCAAAAUGGGCAUUUCGGCCAAGAAAUAUUCACUCAUGAAUACAUGCCCACAUUUCUUCAACAGACAUUCUUUACUCUACAUCAAAUAAUUAACAAUGAAGAGAAACCCUAUGAAUGUAAGAAAUGUGGAAAGGUCUUUAGUCAGAAUUCACAAUUUCUCCAACAUCAGAGAAUUCAUAUUGGUGAAAAAUCUUAUGAAUGUAAGGAGUGUGGGAAAUUCUUUAGUUGUGGCUCACAUGUUACUCGGCAUCUGAAAAUUCAUACUGGUGAAAAGCCCUUUGAAUGCAAAGAAUGUGGAAAGGCAUUCAGUUGCAGCUCAUACCUUUCUCAACAUCAGAGAAUUCAUACUGGUAAGAAACCCUAUGAAUGUAAGGAAUGUGGGAAGGCCUUUAGUUAUUGCUCAAAUCUUAUUGACCAUCAGAGAAUUCACACUGGUGAAAAACCCUACGAAUGUAAAGUAUGUGGGAAAGCUUUUACUAAAAGCUCACAGCUUUUUCAACAUGUGAGAAUUCAUACGGGUGAGAAACCCUAUGAAUGUAAGGAAUGUGGCAAAGCUUUUACGCAGAGCUCAAAGCUUGUUCAGCAUCAGAGAAUUCAUACAGGUGAGAAACCCUAUGAGUGCAAAGAAUGUGGCAAAGCAUUUAGUAGUGGUUCAGCACUUACUAAUCAUCAGAGAAUCCACACUGGGGAGAAACCCUAUGAUUGUAAGGAAUGUGGGAAGGCUUUUACUCAAAGCUCACAACUUCGUCAACAUCAGAGAAUUCAUGCUGGUGAGAAACCUUUUGAAUGUCUUGAAUGUGGAAAGGCCUUUACUCAGAACUCACAACUUUUUCAGCAUCAGAGAAUUCAUACAGAUGAAAAACCAUAUGAAUGUAACGAAUGUGGAAAGGCCUUUAAUAAAUGCUCAAACCUUACUCGACAUCUCAGAAUUCAUACUGGCGAAAAGCCCUAUAACUGUAAAGAAUGUGGAAAGGCAUUUAGUAGUGGCUCAGAUCUCAUUCGUCAUCAGGGAAUUCAUACAGGAGAAAAGCCCUACCGGUGUGCGGAGUGUUGCCGAGUCUUCGACUCAGGAUCUGCUCUGAGGAGGCACAGGAAGGACCACAUGGGAAAGAAACCUCACACGUGUGAGGAAUGUGGGAGAGACUUCAGCCGUAGCUCCAACCUGUCCAUCCAUCGGCGAGUUCACACGGGCGAGAAGCCCUACAGAUGUGGUGUGUGCGGGAAGGACUUCAGCCGGAGCUCCAACCUCUGUAUCCACCAGCGCGUCCACACAGGUGAGAAACCCUUCAGGUGCUGUGACUGUGGCAAGGACUUCAGCCGCAGGGCAGCCCUGCAGAUCCACCAGAGUGUCCACACAGGCAGGAAGCCCCAUGCCUGUGAGGUCUGUGACCGGAGCUUCACCUCACGCUCUGCACUGACACGGCACAAACAGGACCAUGCAGGAGACAAGGCCUAUGUGUGUGACACAUGUGGCCGGGGCUUCAGCCAGAGAGCCAACCUCUACCUGCACCAGCGGGUUCACACUGGGGAGAGGCCAUUCCGGUGUGAGGCCUGUGGGAAGUGCUUCAGCUGGAGCAAGGACCUGGGUAUCCACCAGAGGGUCCACACAGGAGAGCGGCCCUACAGGUGUGCAGCUUGUGGGAGGGACUUCAGGCACCGCUCGGCCCUCAAGCGGCACCAGAGGGUGCACACAGGGGAGAAGCCCUACCCCUGUGCCGUGUGUGGGAAGGGCUUCCGUCAGAGAGUCCACCUACAGAUGCAUCAGAAGGUGCACUGUAGGGAGAGGCUUCCAGGAUUGGGCUCUGCACAUGCAGGUACUUUCCACAGCCAGGGUGAAUGCCAGAGUGUGGGUGCUGAGGUGCACAGCAUGGAUCAAGCUUAAUGAUACAUGGCAUUUGUUAGUGUUGAUACAGAAAAGGGGACAGAUCAGAAGUGUACAGGUUGACAAUUUUUCACGAAGCGAACAUACCUAUGUCUAGCACUUAGAUGGAGAUAUAGAGCAUUUCCAGCCCUCCCAAAAGACCUCUGCAUGUCUGCCCCUGCAGGCUGGCCAAAAACCCCCAAAAAACAUAGACUGAUUUUGUAAAUUUUAGAGUAUCAAGUGGAAUUAUACAAUAUGUAAUCUUUCAUGUAGGAAUUUUUUUUUGUCUUUUUAGGGUUGCACCCUUGGCAUAUGGAAGUUACCAGGCUAGGGGUCCAUUCGAAGCUGUAGCCACUCCACAGCCACAGCAACAUGGGAUUUGAUGGAUACUAGUUGGGUUCAUUAACCGCUGAGCCACAACGGGAAUCCUCAUAUAGGAAUUUAUUCACUCAGUGUCUGCAUCCGUGUUGUUGCUUGUAUUCAGAAGUUCAUUCAUUUUAUUGUUUAGUGGUAUUCCAUUGUAUGACAAACCACAGUUUGUCCAUUCACCUGUUGAUGGACAUUUACAUUUGGGUUAUUUCCAGGUUUUCCAGAUUUGGUCAUUUUGAAUAAAGCUGUUGAAAAUUUGGGGUA